Molecule: messenger RNA, 1551 nt
Organism: Oncorhynchus tshawytscha (Chinook salmon)
Lineage: Eukaryota; Metazoa; Chordata; Actinopteri; Salmoniformes; Salmonidae
Product: latexin
Exons: 8
Coding region: 318-1193 (291 amino acids)
Molecular function (GO): metalloendopeptidase inhibitor activity
Source: RefSeq, a predicted model, not a curated record
AUGCCAUUCUGGUGCAUAUCCAAAUGCUACCCACCCUCGGGUGUUUUUCAAAGCGAGUUUGCUAAUCGGCAUCUCACAGCCCUGGAUGAGCCAAUGUUAUAGAUACAGUCAUCAGCAAAACAGUGACGCAUACACCAUCGCACAACAGGUUGAAGUCAAGCGGGGUUCCCAAAUACGAAUGGGGCAAUACAAGGCAUCCAUAUUGCCAUAAUAUCACCAUCCCAAAACGAAAUCAAUUAUGUGAACAGAAAAGGCUAGUGGAACGCGCAACUCGUUCAUUCUGCAGAACAGGUGGCUUAUUGAUCUUAGUGUGGAGUAUGGGCUGGACGCUGCUUAUCCUUCUGGUUGUUCUGACCGUGGUCCACGGGAACCCGACCGUGAUGGUCAGAACUGGGUCAGGACCAACAGUUGGGUUCGAUCAACACCCAAACAGUGUUCCUCUGGGAGAGGACAUACAGACCACUACAGAGGGGGAAAGCGAGGUGGUGGAGGAAGUGAUGACGACUGGCGUGCUGAACCCGAGUCACUACCCUGCCCGCCGGGCAGCCACGGUGGUCCAACACUACCUGAACACCCGCUACGGCUCACCCUACAGGUGGAUCUUUCUCAGCACAGUACACAGCGGCAGCGCGGAGGAAGUGGCAGAGAUGGGGAGGAAGUAUCAACUGGCGCUUACCAUGCAGGAGAUGAUCAGUAACGUUUCGGGGCAAUGCUCUGCGGAGCUCUUCUUUCCAGGGGGAGAGGGGCAGAGUGCUCCCCAGGUCCAGGCCUCCUGUGAGGGACUGCAUCAAAGCAACACCACGGCUCAGGAAGAGGCCUUCUACCAGCAACACCGAACCAGCAAUAACCUAGCGUCAGGAAACAAUAUACCAGACAGCUACGGUCACGUGGAGCCCAGCAUGAAGCCCUUCUGGCACCUGGGGGGCGUGGCCUCCAGUUUCAUCAUGCUGAGGGAGUCCAAUGAGAGCACGCUUUACAACAUGGCCCAGGUGGCCAACUUCACACAGCUGGAGACUGAGAAGGACCAGCUGAGGUUCAACUACCAUGUCCUGCUGCACGAAAUGAUUUCCCAGGAGAUCAUCCACUGGAAGCUGCUAGUCACCUGGUCCCCAGAACAGGGAGUUCAAGUCCUGCAGACUGAGCUGCAGCCAAAGUGCCACCACUGCGAGGCUCCUCCAAACACCACCAACUGAGAUACACGGGGGAAAACACUCCAGAGCCUUACUCAAGUACUGCAGGGAAGAGUACAGCACAUCUCUUUCUUAGGACUCGAAGGGUAAAAGCCACUUUCUACCUGCUUUGAAAAGCUGAGCUUUACACUUCACACUUGUCUUGGCUCCAGUAAUUAUGUUUACCUUCACCACCACUACUGCUUCAGAGGAGGUGAGGGGGCACACGUCAAUGGCCUUACUGCAGCGAUAUGCCGAAUGCACUGCUUUUACUGGUCAGCUUGUAAGACUCUUGGUAAGCUAUAACAAUGUGUUUCAACUUUUUGUUCAUAUACUCCAUUGGCCCGCUUCACUUCGUCAAUAAAGCUGUUGCUGUACACAA